AUGGCCAAAAGACCCAAUGACGACGAGCUGUUGCAAUUGUACGGCCUGUACAAGCAGGCAACGGUGGGGGACAACACCACCGACAAACCGGGUGUUUUCGACUUCAAGGGCAAGUACAAGUGGGAGGCCUGGAAGAAGCUCGAGGGAACUUCCCAGGAGGAGGCCGAGAAGAAGUACAUUGCUCUGCGUCUCUGCGGUGGUGAGUCCGUGCGCCGCGCUCUCGAAGAACACGUAGACCAGACAGCACAGCGUGGUGAACGACGCGUUGAAGCCGUACAGCAGCAUGUACGGGUGCAGUUUCAGCGAGAAGCGCUUGUUCUUCCAGUAGUCGGCCACAGCGACCACAAACAGGGGCAGCUGGAAAACGAGCUCAAACCCGACAAAAUACUGGAGCCACAGCGGCGGCUCAGCGCACAGAAAGUCUUUGUUCUGGGCUACGUGGAAGUCGCUCAACUGCUUCUGGAUGUCGAGCUGCCAGGCACGAGGGACGGCCAGCGUGGCAUCCAUCAGCACGGUGAUAGGGAUGUGGAGUAA
This is a messenger RNA of Ogataea angusta, 534 nucleotides long. RefSeq lists its product as uncharacterized. The transcript is spliced from 2 exons. Lineage: Eukaryota; Fungi; Ascomycota; Pichiomycetes; Pichiales; Pichiaceae. Gene Ontology annotation, biological process: fatty acid metabolic process. The record is from RefSeq and is a predicted model, not a curated record. Gene Ontology annotation, molecular function: long-chain fatty acyl-CoA binding. Bases 1 to 534 code for a protein of 177 amino acids.